CCGCAGAGGGAGGCUCCCCGCCCCGCUCACCGAGGCACCGCAACGGGACGCAGCGCUGCGGUGUUCGGCCAUGGCGCAGCUGAGGAAACCCGGAGACUCUCGGCUCGGAUGAAGGUUGCGCAUCGGAUGAACUUUCUCCCGGAGGCGGUGUAAACACAGCCAGCAGCCAUGGUGGAUGCGGCGGAGUGCGGGGUGAGAGUGAUGUGCCGCUUCAGGCCGCUGAACGAGGCCGAGAUCACCCGAGGAGACAAAUAUAUCCCCAAAUUCAAGGAGGACGACACCGUGCUCAUAACGGGUAAACCGUUUGUGUUCGACCGAGUGCUGCCUCCAAACACGUCGCAGGAACAAGUGUACGACCAGUGUGCCAAACAAAUAGUUAAAGAUGUGCUGGGUGGCUACAACGGGACCAUCUUUGCCUACGGACAGACGUCCUCUGGGAAGACGCACACCAUGGAGGGCAAACUGCACGACCCCCAGCUGAUGGGAAUCAUCCCCCGAAUCGCCCACGACAUCUUUGACCACAUUUACUCCAUGGACGAGAACCUGGAGUUUCACAUCAAGGUCUCUUAUUUUGAAAUCUACUUGGAUAAGAUCAGAGACUUGCUGGACGUGUCGAAGACGAAUCUCGCUGUGCAUGAAGACAAAAACAGGGUUCCGUACGUCAAGGGCUGCACUGAGCGUUUCGUGUCCAGUCCAGAGGAGGUGAUGGACGUCAUUGAUGAGGGAAAAGCCAAUCGGCACGUGGCAGUGACUAACAUGAAUGAGCACAGCUCUCGAAGCCACAGCAUCUUCCUCAUCAACAUCAAGCAGGAAAACAUCGAGACGGAGAAGAAGCUGUCGGGGAAGCUCUACCUGGUCGACCUGGCCGGCAGCGAGAAGGUCAGCAAGACGGGAGCUGAGGGGGCGGUGCUGGACGAGGCGAAGAACAUCAACAAAUCUCUGUCGGCGCUGGGAAACGUCAUCUCCGCUCUGGCCGAGGGAACGAAAACCCACGUCCCAUACAGAGACAGCAAGAUGACCAGAAUCCUGCAGGACUCUCUGGGAGGAAACUGUCGCACCACCAUCAUCAUCUGCUGCUCGCCGUCCAUCUACAACGAAGCCGAGACCAAAUCCACGCUCAUGUUUGGACAGAGAGCCAAGACCAUCAAGAACACAGUGUCUGUGAACCUGGAGCUGACGGCCGAGGAGUGGAAGAAGAAAUACGAGAAGGAGAAGGAUAAGAACAAGAGCCUGAAAAACAUCAUCCAGAGGCUGGAGGCCGAACUCAACCGCUGGAGGAACGGGGAGAACGUUCCUGAGGAGGAGCAGCUGAGCUCUAAAGAUCAGAAGAACGUCGAGCCGAACGACAACACUCCCAUCAUCGACAACCUGCUGCCGGCCGGAGAAGGUGUCUCGGUCUCUGGUGAAGAAAGGAGCAAGUACGAGGAGGACAUCAGCAACCUGUACAAACAGCUGGACGACAAGGAUGAUGAAAUUAACCAACACAGCCAGCUUGCUGAGAAACUCAAGGAGCAGAUGAUGGAUCAAGAAGAGCUGCUGGCGUCGACGCGGCGCGACUACGAGAAGAUCCAGGAGGAGCUUUGCCGGCUGCAGACGGAGAACGAGCUGGCCAAGGAGGAGGUGAAGGAGGUGCUGCAGGCGCUGGAGGAGCUGGCCGUCAACUACGACCAGAAGAGCCAAGAGGUGGAGGAGCGAGACCAGACCAACCUGCAGCUGACUGAGGAGCUGCAGCACAAGUCGGUGAUGCUGUCGGUGGUUCAGAGGGAACUGAGUCAGCUGCAGGAGCUCAACGGUCUGCAGAGGAAGAGAGCCGCCGAGGUCCUGAACCUGCUGCUGAGAGACCUCAGUGACAUCGGCGCCAUCAUCGGCACCAGCGACGUCAAGACGGCCGCGUCCUCGGAGUCGAAGGGCAACGGCUCGGCGGUGGAGGAGGAGUUCACCGUCGCUCGCCUCUACAUCAGCAAGAUGAAGUCCGAGGUCAAGUCUCUGGUCAACCGCAGCAAGCAGCUGGAGAGCACUCAGGCCGACGCCCACCGCAAGAUCCAGGCCAAUGAGAAGGAGCUGGCUUCCUGUCAGCUGCUCAUCUCCCAGCAUCAGGCCAAGAUCAAGUCUCUGACGGACUACAUGCAGAACAUGGAGCAGAAGAAAAGGCAGCUGGAGGAGAGUCAGGACGCUCUGACCGAAGAACUCGCCAAACUGCAGGCUCACGAGAAAAGACAUGAGGUGUCAGGAGACGAGAAAGAGAAGGAGGACAUCGGCAGACUGGACGGAGACGAGGACAUCAAGAAAACGCUGGAGGAGCAGCUGGAGAACCACAGGGAGGCUCAUCAGAAGCAGCUCAGCCGCCUCCGGGAUGAGAUCGAAGACAAGCAGAGGAUGCUGGACGAGCUCACAGACCUGAACCAGGGUCUCUUACUGGAGCAGGAGAGACUGAUGUCGGAUUACGACAAAGUGAAGGCUGAAGAGCAGGAGAAGGACGCAAAGCUGCAGAAACUCAUGCUGCUGAAUGAGCAACAGGAACAAGCCAGAGAGGAUCUGAAGGGUCUGGAGGAGACUGUGGCCAAAGAACUACAGACUCUUCACAACCUGCGUAAACUCUUCGUACAGGACCUCACCACGCGGGUCAAGAAGAGCGCAGAGCUCGACUGCGAGGAAGGACUCGGCAACGUUGCCCAGAAACAGAAGAUUUCCUUCCUGGAGAACAACUUGGAGCAGCUCACUAAAGUCCACAAGCAGCUGGUCCGAGACAACGCCGACCUUCGCUGCGAGCUUCCCAAACUGGAGAAACGUCUGCGAGCGACGGCCGGACGAGUCAAAGCUCUGGAGAACGCCCUGAAGGAGGCCAAGGAGAACGCCAUGAGGGACCGCAAGCGCUACCAGCAGGAGGUGGACCGCAUCAAGGAGGCGGUGCGGGCCAAGAACAUGGCCAGGAGGGGAUACUCUGCACAGAUCGCGAAGCCCAUCAGGCCGGGUCAUCAUCCGCUGUCAUCACCCAUCUGCAGCUCCAUCAGAGCUGGAGGCAACGACACCCACAACAACUGAAACACAGCAAGUCACCCUCUGGGCACACCAUAAACAACUCGACGCAUGCUCGCCAUCCCACCCGGAACCACAAGCCCCGCCCCUCCUGCUGGAGCACCAAUGGGAGGCCUUCACAACAGUCUGUCAUCACUCAGAGAAGUGAACAUCCACAGUGUAAAUACUGAAACGAGACACUUUUCAUUUGCUGAGCAUCCAAACAUCAGAGGCCUCAUUUAUAAUGUUUGAAAUUCUGCUUUCAGGAGAAAACUGACGAAUCAGAGCCAGUUUUUCUUCUGUGACUGAUUGUUGAAAUUAUGCAACCAAAUGGAGCGUAACAUUUAUAAAUGAGGCCCUGAGUUACUUUCUGAAGACACGGAUUAGAGAUGAAAUUCAGCUGCUGUGAAGUUUUGCAGGUGACAUGUUGAGGUUUGUACAGCGUUGCAGGAGAAGCAGACUUUACAUUUAUAACGUUAUACAAGCGUUUGUUCAUUUAAAGGGAGAUUUUGACAUUUAAGUAAAUGUUUGCUUUCAUUCAAUUCAAUUUUAUUUAUAUAGCGCCAAUUACAGUCAAAUUGUCUCAAGACGCUUUACAGAACCCAUAUGCCACAAGAAUAUCAACACCGCUCAUAUCCGUCCAUUCGCGGUGAAGCUACAGCCAGCAGCUGGUUAGCGUAGCUUAGCAUAGUUACCCACGACUAAAGCAAAUUCAGGUGGAUACAGAUGGAAAUGAAAUUGAAACUUUGGGGCGACAGUUUGUGAUGCUAAAUGAGUCUGAUUGAGGUAAAGUGAUGCUGUCAACACAUUUUUAAAAUUUUAACUAUUGUUAUUAAUAUUGUUUGCUAACAUUAGCAUCGAGGGCUAGCAUGUUUAGCACUGCUUGGCAACACUGUGCUGCUCCAGGCGCUAGAGCUAAAUCAUAGAGGCAAAUUUAAACAGCUGAUGAAUGAAACAGUUGACUUUUUCUUCUAUUUAUGGAUAAAAUUGUUUUAACAUGCUGCCACUUACUGUUCUAAUGUAACCAGUGUUUGAUAUUUCUGGACUGGAUCUCUAAACUCCUCACAUUACUAAAUAAUCUGGACAUAACAUUGGUCCAGACCAAGAUCCCAACAGAUUUCACCUCCAAAAACAACCUGAACUCCUGUACUCAGCACAGCUUAAGUUACUGGAAUUAAAAGUUGUAUUAUUUUACCUUUGCACAGAGCUAGGCUAGCUGUUUCUCCAUCUGAGCUAAGCUAAGCAGCUGCAGGCUACAGCUUCAAGAAAUGAUCAAAGCAGGGCCUUUAAGUUUCUCACUUUGAUAACGUUGCAGUUAGAGUUGUAGUUGAGAUGGAAAUUAAAUAGCAGCUUGUUUGUUCCUGUUUCUGUACUAAUAUCUCUGAAGUUUGUCAGUUACACAACGUCCCAGUUUGCUCUUCUGUCUCCCUACAGGUGACAGUAAUGAAAAACACUAUGAGGUGUGCUCAUAAUCAAUCCAAAAUUGCCUCUAAAGUCGUAUUUUGCUACCGUCCAGGGACACUGACCAGCCAAUCAGAUGCUCCCUGGACUACCAGAGCGGUGCUACAAUCAGGUUUAUUAAAAAACUAGUUCGGGGUUUGAAGUUUUGUAAAGUUCUGUCGUCGCUCUAAAGACUCCGAUCAGCCAGUCAGAGUCUUUAAGAGCAGAUUCAGAAUAAAGCAUUUCUUUCAGCCCAGAAACCAAAAACUAAUCUCAAAAUUUGUGCCUUGACAAACACCAGAUUGACCGGACUUCCACUGAGCACCUUUAGAGAGACUAAAUCAACUCAUUUCUGUAGAUUUACAUGUCAGUGUUUAAAGAUCAAUGGGAGCCCUUUGCCUUUUUACAGAUGUAUUGUGUGCUGCUUUCCUUCAUGCUGCCGGCUGGGCAUGCUUCUGAAUGUACAUUAUUAUCUGUUUUAGUUGGACAACCGGAGGAUUUGCUGCUUUCGUUCCCCCCAGAUGUUGUUAAUCUGAUUUAUUCGGUGUUUAGCGGUUUGGCUGCAGUCUCACUCUACACUAAAUGAAUGUACCUGCAUGGACUGGAGCUCGUGUUAAAGGCAUGCUCAGGGAGGCCGGUUUGUAAACACGAUGUGUUUACCUCAUCUCGAUGUACAUUUUGACCUUUAGCUCCCUUGUUUCUUUCAGCUGUGGCAUCAUAUAUCCCAAUGUAACUGAUGCAACUAAAGCUAAUAAAGAUCUAUCUAUUUAA
Messenger RNA from Amphiprion ocellaris (clown anemonefish), 5226 nucleotides. Its product is annotated as kinesin heavy chain-like. Lineage: Eukaryota; Metazoa; Chordata; Actinopteri; Pomacentridae. Gene Ontology annotation, biological process: microtubule-based movement. Gene Ontology annotation, molecular function: ATP binding; microtubule motor activity; microtubule binding. Bases 169 to 3042 code for a protein of 957 amino acids. The transcript is spliced from 27 exons. The record is from RefSeq and is a predicted model, not a curated record.